AUGCGGAGUCUGUUGGCCGAGGAAGCCCAGAUCAUCAGCGCUCUGCAGGACCUGCCCGUGGCGCUCCUCCCACAGCUGUUCCUGGAGGCCUAUGCCCGGAGAUACAAGGCAGCCCUGAAGGUCAUGGUGCAGGACUGGCCCUUCCGCUGUCUUCCUCUGGGCUGCUUCAUUGAAGACUUGCUGACUGAGUAUUUCAGGAUCAAUGCUGUGUUGGAUGGACUUGAUGCUUUGCUCACCCAGAAGGUUCGCUCCAGAAGGUGCAAAUUGGAAAUCCUCGAUUUACGUCACAGUCCUCAAAAGUUCUGGAGCCAGUGGUGUGAUGUCAAGUUAUGUAAAUACUCAGUGUUGAAGAGACCAAUGCCAGAGGGGAGUGUGGUGAAGAAGCACCACUCUGCUUCCUUGGAGGUGCUCCUGGAUGUGUUUCUGAUGGGAGGAGCCUUGGAUGAAUUGAGCUUGCGCAUCACUGAGUGGGCCAGGACAAGAAACUAUGUCCAUCUGUGCUGUAAGAGACUGACUUGUAUGGAUACAUUCAUCUCACCGGGGGUCCUGAGUUCCCUCCAGCUGGACUGUAUUCAGGAGGUCGAAGCAAGGUUCACGGAGCACAUGUUCACCUUCGCCAUGUUUGUGCCUCUUCUGGGCCGGAUGAGGAGACUGCAAAGACUCCUCCUCUCUGUCCUGGUUUGCAACCACACCUCCACGGAGGACCUGAAUGGUCAGGAGCACCUCGUGGCCCUGUUCACCUCUCAGCUGGCCCAAUUGCACGGCCUGCGGGAGCUCUACCUGGACUCCCCAGUCUUCCUCAAAGGCCAGCUGGAGCAAGUCCUGAGGUGCCUGAGGACCCCUUUGGAGACCUUGUCCCUCACGGAGUGUCCACUUCUAGAACAAGACAUGACACAUCUGUGCCAGUGCGCCAACCUCACCCAGCUGAAGGAGCUGAGUCUGAGAGGCACCAGCCUGAGCCUGGUGAGGGAGCCCCUGCGCUUGCUGCUGGAGAACUGUGUGUCCACCCUGCAGGACCUGGACUUAGGAAUAUGUGGGCUCCAGGACUCCCACCUGGAGGCCAUCCUGCCUGCGCUGAAACUCUGCUCCCAGCUCAGCGUCCUGAGCUUUUAUGGGAAUCGCGUGUCCAUGGCCACCCUGGUCCAGAUGCUGCGCCACCUGGCCGGGCUGCCCCACUUAACGCUGGAGGUCUAUCCGGCCCUGCAGGAGAGCUACAUUGCUCCGAACACGCUCCACCAAAGGACCUUUGAUCUGCUUUGCGCAGAGCUGAGGGGGGUUCUCAGGGACUUAGGAAAGCCCAGGUCCAUCCUUCUCAGCACCAUGUCCUGUUCUUGCUGUGGCAAGAUUAUGUUCCACAACUGUGAGCCCAUGUUGUUCCCUGUCUCCUGUUACAAUGGUCUGAUUCAAAAAAUUUCAUUUCCAAAUUGA
Molecule: messenger RNA, 1428 nt
Organism: Sorex araneus (European shrew)
Lineage: Eukaryota; Metazoa; Chordata; Mammalia; Eulipotyphla; Soricidae
Product: PRAME family member 12-like
Exons: 3
Coding region: 1-1428 (475 amino acids)
Biological process (GO): negative regulation of DNA-templated transcription; negative regulation of apoptotic process; positive regulation of cell population proliferation
Cellular component (GO): cytoplasm
Source: RefSeq, a predicted model, not a curated record